Molecule: messenger RNA, 636 nt
Organism: Melanaphis sacchari
Lineage: Eukaryota; Metazoa; Arthropoda; Insecta; Hemiptera; Aphididae
Exons: 3
Coding region: 1-636 (211 amino acids)
Source: RefSeq, a predicted model, not a curated record
AUGGCUAGUAAUCCGUUGAUCCGGGUUUUUUUACUUCAGAUGUUUAACAAUUGGAUACAUGUAACAGAAACAGAAAAAAUUACAGAACAACCACAAAACAUCGAAAAUGAAGCAUUACAUACAGAACAACAAUUAGCUACAACUAUCAAAUUAAAUAACGAAAACGCCAAUGUCAUGCGAACUAAAGCCAAGGAAAAUCUUGAAAAUCAAGCAAAAAAAAUGAUGGCGUGGUCGGAUAAGAAGCUAUUACCGGUGGCAAUUCAUUCAACUGUACGUGUUCCAGUUCCUGAGGUAGAUAAAGGACGUUUAGAUGCAAGAAGUAUACUGGCAAUUGUUUUAGAAGUGACAAGUGAUGGUUUUUAUCGAUUAGGAACUCGGGAUGGAGUUCUGAAGCAGUUAUAUGCCAGAAGUCAGUUUACAGUAUGUCAGAAAAAGCUACUACAAAUUGACGAGGUUCCAAUAGAGACAGAAGUGGCAUUACGAACAGUCGCAAAGGAACAGUCCACAGGAACUGGCCAAGGAUUUUUUAAAUGUAUUUGUAAGACCAAGUGCCAAAAUAAAAAGUGCAUUUGCCUUAAAAAUAAUGUUUUGUGCACUUCAAAAUGUCAUUUUUCUACAACAUGUUGUAAUAAGUAG